This is a messenger RNA of Pocillopora verrucosa, 1831 nucleotides long. RefSeq lists its product as uncharacterized. Lineage: Eukaryota; Metazoa; Cnidaria; Anthozoa; Scleractinia; Pocilloporidae. The record is from RefSeq and is a predicted model, not a curated record.
AUGUCAUACGUGAAUACGCUCGGAAGUGCUACCUACUGCAACGACGACAGUGAUUGUUCCUACCUUCAGUCCUGUUGUACAGAUAAAAUCUGUAGACAGCAAUGUUCUGUCUGUUCGGACGACUACCAAUGUGGAUCGAACGAGCAGUGCUGUAAACGCCAAUGUAUCACACGUUUUUCUUCUUGUUCCUGUUCGUACGACUCCCAAUGUGCAUCGAGCAAGAAAUGCUGUAAAAGCAAAUGCAUCAGUAGUUUGUCUUCUUGUUCCUGUUCGUACGACUCCCAAUGUGGAUCGAGCAAGAAAUGCUGUAAUGGCAAAUGCAUUAGUAGUCUUUCUUCUUGUUCCUGUUCGUACGACUUCCAAUGUGGAUCGGGCAAGAAAUGCUGUAAUGGCAAAUGCAUCAGUAGUUCGUCCUCUUGUUCCUGUUCGUACGACUACCAAUGUGACAGUGGCGAGCAAUGCUGUAAUGGCAAAUGCAUCAGUAGUUGGUCCUCUUGUUCCUGUUCGUACGACUACCAAUGUGACAGUGGCGAGCAGUGCUGUAAAAGCAAAUGCAUUAGUAAAUCGUCUUCUUGCAACUGUUCGUCCGACGACCAGUGUGACAUUGGAGAGGAUUGUUGUGGAGGAGUUUGUUCCUCAUACUGUGGUUGGAGUGGUGGAACUAUUGCAGGGGCUGUUAUCGGCACAAUUAUUUUCUUUGCCAUCAUGAUUUCCAUCGUAUCCUGCUGCUGCUGUGCUUGUUGCCCGUACUACCGCUAUCGUACACCCGGCACUGUGGUCGUCACAGGCCAACAGCCACAACAACAAAUGGUCUCAACCCACAUGAUGACGACGCAACAAGCAUGUGCUCCUCCGCCGUUGAACUACAACCAGCCUCCCCUACUAUGUUACAACCAGCCUCCUCCAGAUGGAUACGAUCAGCCUCUUCCAGGUUUCAAUCAGGCUCCUCCGCCUUACUCAGGCUGUUUACCAUCACCAAACCAAUAUCCUCCACCGCUGGAACAAGCUAAAGCGGCGCCGAGGCCAGCAGCAGUAAACACCGAACAACCGAACGAGAUCUAAUGAAAGUAACCUGCAAAGUAACCUCUCCAAGCAGAUCACCGUUCGGGUGAAAUAAAAAACCUUUGGUUUUUAUUUUCCAUUUUCAUAGAUGUAAACGUAGUCAAUAUACCAAAUGUUAUGUAAGAUUUUCUAAGGAUAGUUUUAAGAAGUAUAAGUCAGCGAAUAGGUACUCUAAUCAAAUGAAAUUAUACUAAUCUUAGCCAUGAUCUGCCUGCUGUAUAUUUGAAAAUUUGAACAUCUAUUUCGCCAUCGUCGUUCAAAGAAAAACAAAAAGUAGACGCAGAUUUCUUGUGAAGAAGGAUUUUUGUUAGAGAUAGAUAAGUCCUGCCAUUUGCAUUGAUUUUCCAGAAUGAAUAUAAUAAUUGUAUUCUUAGAAAUGUAGUCUCACUUUAAGUGUCAUAUUAAACCGAUCAGGCUGUGUUUAACCGAGUCUAUAGUUUCAUCGACAGUUUUCAAUCUAUUUCCGUUUAUGAAAUUUUCAAGAUUGCGAAUGUCGAUCGUGUCGCUUAGCAGUCAAAUUGACAAUCUCAGUAAUAUAAUUACAUAGGUUAAAAUUUGUAUUAUGAGCUCGGUUUGAUUUACUAUAUUACAGCUGCUACCUUAUUUACAGAUGUAAGUAUUCAGUGAGAUUUGUUGCUUUUUUCAUUUUCUAUUUUUAGGUGAUCAGAUCUUUAGGAUAUCUUACGACAGCAUAUGCUGUCGAUGUCGAGAAGUAUUUACAUUUGUGUAUUGUCACCAUCGUUUUGAAUAAUAAAUUUUUGUUAAUGCA